Messenger RNA from Symbiodinium necroappetens, 1002 nucleotides. The record is from the annotation of a GenBank genome assembly. Lineage: Eukaryota; Dinophyceae; Suessiales; Symbiodiniaceae.
AUGCUCAAAGUUCCCCUACGGACAGCCGCGCCAUUCUGUAAGCUUCACCCUCCAAGGGUGACGAUGACCAGCGUGGAGGAUAUCCACGAGGGCCUCUGUGUGGCUCUUCGUGAACACGGCCUGCAGGAUCUGGGUGUACCUGCUGUCGCGCAGGCAAUUGUCCGCGAAGUCUGCCCAAACGGGCUGAUCCUUGUGGACAUACUGGGCUUUGAGGAAGUAAGGCAGGCACACGUGAACGCAGGCUGCUUGCAGCGCCAGGUGGUGCCUGCGGAGGGCACAAGAGAAGGUGAGCAACAAGCAUGGGAUGAACACAAUAAGCCAGCGUGGAGGCGGGCUGUGUCUCGCAUGCCGGCGCUGCUGGUCACUCUCGUCAUCGAACUCUUUGUGGCCCUUAUCGUGACUGAGUACACGGACACCUUCAAGAAGUACACGUUACUCAUCGCCUUCCAGCCGGUGAUCAGCGCUCUUUCUGGAAACGUUGGGCUUCAGACCAUGGCUACCAUCACCCGUGGCCUGGUGAUUGGGAUUUUCAAUGGCCGAGAGACGCUGCGCGGCAUGCGGCAUGAAGUGAAAUCUGGCAUGGUGGUCGCGGCCCUACUGAGCACGGUGGUUGCAGCAGUCGCGUUUGCCUGGUACAAUCCGUUUUCAAGUGGCCAUUCUUUCCUGGGCACGUUGGCCUUUGGUUUUGCCAUUUUUCUGGGGCAGUUUGCAUCAAGUAUCUCGGCUAGUGUCACGGGCAGUUUGGCUCCCCUGCUUUUCAACAAGCGUGGCUGGGAUCCAGCUGCACUGGGCGGGCCGCUUGAGACCGCCUUCCAGGAUGUGAUUGGCAGCUCCGUGAUGCUGGCUGCGUCUGCAGCGGUCCUCGCGCAGUUUGGAGAUCAUGCAGAAUCCUGUCCCGGAGGGGACGUGAAACGCUGUGCUUCGCUUUGCAAGGAGGGGCCCAGCUAUAACGAGCAGUGCUUGCAGCACUGCUUGGACCUUGCAUUGAAGGGUGUUUGCUGA